UGAACGAUUCAGUUAACUGAAUCGAUUUCACCGUUAGGAGUCAACUCUAAGGAUUCGAAUCCCAGCGCCUUAUACAUAAAGGGCAUAACGGCUGGACCUCGAAGAGUCGACUCUUUUUGGGAUGAACAGGAGGUGGGAUUUAUCAGAAUAAGGUGGGUUUUAAAAUAAAAACACAGGCAGGUGGGAAUGGAGGAUGCAAAGGAUGAAAAGACACUUUUCAGUGGGUUUUCAGAAAGACUUACUCUUGGAAUAACCCGGGUUUUAGAAAGUCUUCCAGGUGUUACAGAUGUGCGGUUUGUUGAAAGGGAACCUGCAGAGAAGAGAUGUCUCCUGUCAUGGGAGCAGAAAAACAGCUGCAUUUUGCCGGGGGACCUGAAAGACUUCUAUCUCACCACAGAUGGCUUCACUCUUACAUGGAGCUCCAAGAUGGAAAGUGAGCCGGUUCCUGUUGGCUGCAUGGUGAUCAACAGUGUAGCAAAGCUUCGUCUGCUGGCGCAGUCCAACAUUUACUCCCUCCCUAGUGCGCCCACCUUAGCUGACCUUGACUUCGGGGAUGAAUUAGAAGGGCCCGAAGAACGAGAAGCGCCUCACUUUGACUCCCGUAGCCGAAUCUUUGAGCUUGACCCCUGUGGUGCAAACGGCAGAGUCUGUCUUGUUUACAAGGACUGCACUCCAGACACCGUGGCCGAACAGAGUGAAAUAUGGUUCCUGGACCGGUCCCUAUACUGGCACUUUCUCACUUCCUCCUUUACCGCGUACUACAGGCUCAUGAUAACACAGUUAGGGCUGCCAGAGUGGCAGUACGCCUUUACCCCAUACGGGCCCAGCCCACAAGCCAAGCAAUGGUCAUCUCUUUAUCAUCCCCUUACCUUCCACGGCGACUCCCAUCUAGAUACAUCUAGUGAAACAUUCCUGAACAAGCUGGACCCAGACAAGGCUUUCCGGGGCAAAACCAAACCUCCUGCUCCCAAGAAAAAGCAGCUCAGCCAGGCCCCAUCUGGUGGAGGCGGUCCAGCCAAAGGUCGGGGCUCAAGGGCAGGCAAAGCGUGAAGAGACAAUCACAUGUCCACUGGGGGUAGAAGGUUUUAUUUGGACAUCGCCAAAACAAGUGCAAUAUUGUAACUGCACACUUUUGCACCCGAGUUCAGAUUUGUGCCUAAAUGUCCCAUUUAGCUUCACUGCAAGCUCUUUUCCUGUGUGUCUACUAAAUUGAUUAAACCUUUCAUGAAUGUACACGA
Molecule: messenger RNA, 1238 nt
Organism: Clarias gariepinus (North African catfish)
Lineage: Eukaryota; Metazoa; Chordata; Actinopteri; Siluriformes; Clariidae
Gene: tpgs2
Product: tubulin polyglutamylase complex subunit 2
Exons: 7
Coding region: 187-1050 (287 amino acids)
Biological process (GO): protein polyglutamylation
Source: RefSeq, a predicted model, not a curated record